AUUUGUAUCUUUGUAUCGAUAAACAAACCUUUUCACCGAAUAACAUAGAAAAAUGACUAGAACAUCUGUUUUGGCUGAUGCCUUGAACGCUAUCAACAACGCCGAGAAGACCGGUAAGAGACAAGUCAUCAUUAGACCUUCCUCUAAGGUCAUCAUCAAGUUCUUGCAAGUCAUUCAAAAGCAUGGUUACAUUGGUGAAUUCGAGUACAUCGAUGACCACAGAUCUGGUAAGAUUGUUGUUCAAUUGAACGGUCGUUUGAACAAGGUUGGUGUCAUCUCUCCAAGAUUCAACGUUAGAAUCGGUGAUAUUGAGAAGUGGACUGACAACUUGUUGCCAGCCAGACAGUUUGGUUACGUUAUCUUGACCACUUCUGCCGGUAUCAUGGACCAUGAAGAGGCCAGAAGAAAACACGUCUCUGGUAAGAUCUUGGGUUUCGUUUACUAGGCUUAUAUAUAAUAAUUGGGUAUAAUGUGUGUAU
Messenger RNA from Williopsis jadinii, 479 nucleotides. Its product is annotated as 40S ribosomal protein uS8. Gene Ontology annotation, molecular function: structural constituent of ribosome. Gene Ontology annotation, cellular component: cytosolic small ribosomal subunit; ribosome. The record is from RefSeq and is a predicted model, not a curated record. The transcript has 3 exons. Lineage: Eukaryota; Fungi; Ascomycota; Saccharomycetes; Phaffomycetales; Wickerhamomycetaceae. Bases 53 to 445 code for a protein of 130 amino acids. Gene Ontology annotation, biological process: translation.